GAAUCAUUGAGGUGGGUGGAGCGUCAGGCCAUUUUUUUCUCUCCGUUGGAUCCGGCCACCGGGCCAUAAAGUCAUUCCAUAUGGCCAGGGGCGGCCCCACACCCGGGUGCAAACUGCCUCAGGCCCCGAGCCUCACGUGCAGGCACUUCGCCCUGAAGUCUCCAGGUGUUGACAUAUCCAUCCUUCUGAGAGGUCAUGCUCUUUGUUUGAGAUGCUGAAGCCGUUGGUGGAGAAGCGGCGCCGGGACCGCAUCAACCGCAGCCUAGAAGAGCUGAGGCUGCUGCUCCUGGAGAGGACCAGGGACCAGAACCUCCGGAACCCGAAGCUGGAGAAAGCGGAGAUACUGGAGUUCGCCGUGGGCUACUUGAGGGAGCGAAGCCGGGUGGAGCCCCCGGGGGUUCCCCGGUCCCCAGGCCAGGACGCCGAGGCGCUCGCCAGCUGCUACUUGUCCGGCUUCCGCGAGUGCCUGCUUCGCUUGGCGGCCUUUGCGCACGACGCCAGCCCGGCCGCACGCUCCCAGCUUUUCUCCGCGCUGCACGGCUACCGGCGCCCCAAACCGCCCCGGCCCGAGGCCGUAGAUCCAGGGCUCCCAGCGCCGCGCCCACCGCUGGACCCCGCUUCACCAAUCCUUGGCCCCGCGCUGCACCAGCGCCCCCCAGUGCACCAGGGCCCUCCUAGUCCCCGCCUCGCUUGGUCCCCAUCCCACUGCUCCUCUCGCGCCGGGGAUUCGGGCGCGCCGGCGCCCCUCACCGGACUGCUGCCGCCACCGCCACCGCCUUACAGACAAGACGGGGCGCCCAAGGCCCCGUCACUCCCACCGCCCGCGUUUUGGAGACCUUGGCCCUGAGCUUUUGGGGGCUGGGGCGGGGAUUGGGGGUGGUGUAGAGACUCCAGUCAGAGGGCAGGAGAGGGAUCCGGGCGAGGAGGGCAGCGGGGCGCGCGGGCUCAGCGCGCGGGUGAGAUGUGGUCUAUAUUAGAGUAUCUAUAUAAAUAUAUAUUUUCCCAUCCCUUUUCCCUGUCCCACUUCCCUGUGUGUAGCAUUGUACUCUCUCUACCCUAGUCCAGUCCCAGUCCCUUCCCGAGUCCCUAGUGCAUGGAAUAAAAUCGUUAUUAAAUCCCGGUGUGUCCCCUAGCCAGGGGCCUGCCUUUAUAUUGGCGCCACGCCUACUUGCCCAUACCCUUCUCCCACCUUUAGGCCUGCUCUCCACGGCCCAAGCCCUGGGGGAGACAGGUAAGUAAAGAGCGGAGCGACAGACUGAGGUUGGAGCUGAACUUUAUUUGUGGGUCUUUAAAUUUUUUAAAAGCCAAGAAAAGAUUAAAAUGAGUAAUAAAACCGACUCUGGUGGGAUUCGAACCCACAACCUUUGAAUCGCUUUCUCGUCACUAGAAGUCCAAUGCGCUAUCCAUUGCGCCACAGAGCCACAUGGCGGGCGGCGCCUCCUUCCGGCUUACGGACACCAGUAUAGGAAAAAAAGGGGUAGCGUGGGAGGGAGAGAGAGAGAGACAGAGAGAGAGACAGAGAGACAGAGAGACAGAGAGACAGAGAGAGAGAGAGAGAGAGAGAGAGAGAGAGAGAGAGAGAGAGAGUGUGAGUGAGAGAGAGAGAGAGAGUGUGUGUGUGAGAGAGAGAGAGUGUGUGUGUGUCCGUGUGCAAGGAGAUGGGGCGGAGCGUCAUAGGAGCUAGAGGUGACAGCCUCAGGUCAGCGGAAUGAAAUGUAGUGUAUGGAAAGCGCAUGAGCUAGGUGACAGGAAGGGUGGAUGCAGGUGCGAGAAACAGAGAGGGAGACUAACGAAAUUUGAGCUCCCCAGCAGUGCAAAGCUCGGGCUGCUUCUUGCGUAAGCUACCAAGCUCAGACUUGCUCGGUUCCCAGAUUUGAUCUCACUAAAUAAACUUGUUUUGUUGUAAA
Molecule: messenger RNA, 1907 nt
Organism: Mus musculus (house mouse)
Lineage: Eukaryota; Metazoa; Chordata; Mammalia; Rodentia; Muridae
Gene: Hes7
Product: hes family bHLH transcription factor 7
Exons: 5
Coding region: 212-847 (211 amino acids)
Biological process (GO): regulation of DNA-templated transcription
Cellular component (GO): nucleus
Molecular function (GO): DNA binding; sequence-specific double-stranded DNA binding; protein dimerization activity
Source: RefSeq, marked validated